AUGCCAUUCCGCAACAAGAACCGCGUCGUCCAAACCCGGACUACAAAACCCACUCUGAUGACCCGUCUCCGUGGCCGCAAUGCCAAAACCCAAACCGUGAAGACCACGACUAAGAUCGAGCCCGCGUAUAAUCAUCACACGCAUGGCACACGUGCCACACAUACUCACGCUCCAGUCACGACUCGCCGCUCAAGAUGGGGAGGGAAUAGACGGGCGGCCCAUGGCCAUGGUCACAGUCAGCAGAUUGUUCAGCAUAGACGGCAUGCGAGCUUUGGCGAUAAAGUCAGUGGCGCUAUGAUGAAGUUACGCGGAAGCUUGACGAGACGACCGGGUCUUAAGGCUGCUGGAACAAGACGCAUGCAUGGCACAGACGGACGUGGAGGCCAUCAUGUAUAUUAG
Messenger RNA from Venustampulla echinocandica, 399 nucleotides. RefSeq lists its product as uncharacterized. Lineage: Eukaryota; Fungi; Ascomycota; Leotiomycetes; Helotiales; Pleuroascaceae. Bases 1 to 399 code for a protein of 132 amino acids. The transcript has 2 exons. The record is from RefSeq and is a predicted model, not a curated record.